Diospyros lotus (date-plum) is the source of this 2765-nucleotide messenger RNA. RefSeq lists its product as uncharacterized. The coding region runs from base 131 to 2503 and encodes 790 amino acids. The record is from RefSeq and is a predicted model, not a curated record. Lineage: Eukaryota; Viridiplantae; Streptophyta; Magnoliopsida; Ericales; Ebenaceae. The transcript is spliced from 3 exons.
GCUGGCUGGCGCUGGCGCUCAGCGAAGUUGAAGUACGAGUACAGAAGAGAAGAACCAGAAAGGACGCCGGAGAACCUCCAACUUUUACGUUCCUUCCUUCUUUGUAUAUCCGUUGACAUUACGACGAGAGAUGGCUUCGAGAGGAGGAGAGAGAGAUGAAUUGGAUUCUCUAUUCGAAGGAAUGGUCCUUUUCGACCCUUCCGAGAUCGCCGACAAUGACAAUUUCCAUCUUCACCAGCAAGAUAAAGAUCAACAGCAACCAAUUUCCCCGCCCCCUCCAUCGGACGCGUCUCAGCCUCUUGACGAGAACCUCUUCUCCGAUCUCACGCUUAUCAAUUCCGUUCAAAGCCACUUAACCCUCACUACUGAUGAUUCAGCCACCACGACUAGUAGGGAAGUUCCUUCCUCAUCGAUAUCUCGGCAGGUUUCCACCAGAAAGAAAAGGAGGGCCGGUUUGAGGAUUGGAUACGGUAGAGAUGCCUCCAUUCUCGAUGACCAAUCCAAUUCUCAUCCUGCUCGAUCUGCCGAACCAGAGCUCCCACCGCCAUCCCCUUCUCUUCCGUCCUCACCGUUUACUGCCGAAACGGAAUCUGCCGGAUCUGCCCCGCCGCAACAUGAAGAAGAAACCGCUGAUUCUCUUUCGGUUUCUCAUCCAUCCCUUCCCACUGCGACGACCACGGUAGAGCUCGAUUAUUCGUCCCGCGUUUGUGAAGAAGUUGGCUCUUCGCUUAGUAGCGCAGCUAAUGGUUCCUAUAGAGAUGAUAAUAUGCUCUCGGAUGCGGAACCUAGGGCUACGGUUUCGACGGACGAUCUUCAAUCAGGAGAAGAUCAAAUAAACAUUAGUGCUCCGUUUGAGUCGAGGUUUGAGCAAAUUAGGUGCCAGAUCUCGAAGAAGCUCGGGCAUGUUAGGGAACUGGUUGGUUCCGUCUCUGCUGUGCGGAAGGACUCUAUACGGAGGAGAAGAAAAGCUGCCGAAGCUGUAAAUCUUGCAUCCGCCAGGUUCAGAGAACUUGAGAAGGAGCUGGAGGAAGCUUGCGAGGCCGAAGAUUUUGAGACUGCAGAGAGGGUUAGUGAGAGCCUUGCACAUGCAGAGACGGACAAGGAACAAUUGGCCGUUGCCCUCAGACAUGCCGAAGCGGAUUGUGAUGCUAUCGAUUCUAAGAUACGGGAGGCUUUGGAGCGGCAAAUUGCAGUUGAGGAGGAGUGUGCAUCUUUGCUGAAAAACUUCUCUACGGAUGCAGCAAAUGAUGCAAACCUAAUCCUAAAAAAUGCAGAAGCGGCAUCUGAGAAAGAACUCGACAAAUGGCUUUCGUUAACUGAGGACUUGGAGUUGAAGAAGAUGGAACUGGAUAUUGAAUCAGAUUUAAUAAAUGCAGCAAAGGGGGUGUUAAAUGAUUCCAUUGAACAGUCAGCCGAGGAUGAUAGGAGAGAAAGAGAAAUUCUUUGUAAGAGAAAAGAAUUGUUGACAGAGGAACUGGAGAAAUUACUUGCUCUAGUUAAACAGAAGGAAGCUGAAAUAGCAGAGACUGAUAAUAGCAUUGAAGCAGUUGAGAAAAGAAUUGCUGAUGUGGUCUCUACCUUUCAGGAGGCUCAGUCAACCAUUGAUACCAAUUUUGAUAGCCUGCGUUCUAACCUUUCUCAGAUGGAACUGGAAAAUGAAGGUUUAACUAGAAAAAAGAAGGAAAUUGAUGAUUUCCUAUCCCAGGAAAAAGACAAGGGGAUGAGGCUCAAGGAACUUGUCUUGGUCUCUGCAGAUGAAGCAAAAAUGUACCAAGACGUUGUUGAGCUUCGGAAGAAUCUAAUGAUGUUCACUUUGGGGUCCAUCGAAGAGAAGGUGAGGCUUACCAAGACUGAGGAGAAACUUUCAGGAGAUGUCCACAUGCUCAAACAGGAGAUUUCUUCAGCAAGGGCUUCUCUUCAGGAGCUAUCUUCAACAAAAUCAAGUUUCCAGCAGGAAUCUGAAUCUUUAAAGCAAAGAGUUGCCUUUAUAGACAAAAGAGUCCCAGAGUUGGAAGCAGAAAAGAAAGUUGCUGCUGCUGCAAGAAAUUUCAAGGAAGCAGCACGGAUAGCAACUGAAUCCAAGACAUUGACAGUUGAAAAAGAAGGUUUACAGACAAAAAUUGCAGCAGAUGUCCUUGAGUUGCGCAAGCUUGAGGAAGAGAUCUCCAACACCGUUAACAGAUUGCAAGAAACUGAAGGACAGAUUUUGACAAUGGAAAGAGAGUUGGCAAUGGCUAGAUUCCAAAGACUACUCCUAAUUGCUGGUGCUGCUAAAGCUGAAAGAUCGGCUGCUCUGGAAUUAGGCGAUCUUGAAGAAGCUGACAUUCUUCUUGCUGAGGCAGAAGCCGCAGAGGCUGAAGCGAGAAAAAUCCCGCCAGUUUACGGUUUCGAGGAAGAAGAGUUUGCUAAUCUACCAAAACAGUGUAUCUCUAUGGAACUUGUGUCCUAUCUCGGCGGGAAGCAGUUGGCAGAAUUGGCAGCAUCUGCUUGUCCAAGUACGUAGCCAUUACCAAAGAAGUGAAUUUGAGAACAAAAUGCAAGGCUGAAGUCAAAUUGCAUACGAUGGCCUAAUUUUUUGGUGAUUUGUCUUUGUGAAUCUCUACAUGGAAUUCAAUCCUAAUUCAGGAUUUAGUUGAUUUUUUUGUCCUGUGGGAUUCUUUGCAUCACAGAUGCAUGGCGCCUCUGGUGAGAUCAUAGUUAAUAGCAAAGUAAUGUUCUCUUCACAUAAAGGUAUUUGCGCAAUCAAAUUAUAGUGUACUUUUUUU